Styela clava is the source of this 1559-nucleotide messenger RNA. NCBI's taxonomy places the organism in Eukaryota, Metazoa, Chordata, Ascidiacea, Stolidobranchia, Styelidae. The record is from RefSeq and is a predicted model, not a curated record.
UAAAUUGAAUUAUUUUUGAAUCUUGGGUGUAUGAAGCAAAGCUAUGUCAAUAAUGAGGUAUUUAUUAAUUGGAGCGGUAUUAUGCACAUGUGCAGGAAGCAUGCCAAGUCUUGAAGACCACCAUAAACUUCUUCUUCUUUCAAUAGAUGGAGUGAGGUAUGUUAGGUGUGGGAUCAAACAGACGAUAUGAAAGGCUUUCGAUAUAUUCAAGAAAAUGGUGUUCGAGCGGAGUACAUGAUACCGGCUUUUCCUUCACACACCUCUCCUUGUCACAUGUCGAUAGCAACUGGAUUGCAUACUGAAUCUCAUGGUGUCGUUCAUAACGGCUAUUAUGAUCUGAAAAACAACAGGACAGGACAAACUGGAUUUCAUGGAACCCUUUUCAUAAGCGAAUGGUUCGAUAAUGGGCAGGAACCUAUUUGGAUUACUGCAUCUUCCCAAGGACUUAAGAGUGGAGGAUACCUAUAUCCAGGUAGUAAUUGUACGUACAAAGGGCGGGUGCCAACAAGAUCAAUUUUAGAUGCGUAUCCAACGAUUCCGACAGAAAAUGACUGGCGAAAGAGAAUAGAUGACGUCAUAUCAUGGUUCAGUGACGAUGACUUCGACUUCAUUGCAUUAUAUUUAGAAGGGUUGGAUGAAAUAAGUCACGAAUUUGGACCAAAUUCGAAAGAAGUUUAUCAUGAGAAGCAAGUGGUCGAUCGAUUUUUACAAUAUAUGUUCAAACAAGUGAAGCUUGCUGGCCUCGAAGAUGAUCUAAAUAUAAUCAUUGUGAGCGAUCAUGGUCAGUUGGACGUCGAAGUGAGCUACGUUGACGAAAAAGGAAUCAAUCUUACCAGAUAUAUCGAUCCAAAUUGGAUAACCUUCGUAUUCAGUUAUGGACCUCUUGGACUUAUAGAGCCAGUUCCCGAGUUUAAAACUAGGGUCUACGAAACCCUUAAAAGUGCACACAGUCACAUGGACGUUUAUUAUAAAGAAGAUAUACCGGAACGAUAUCAUUAUAAAAAUCACGAACGAGUGCCGUCUAUUGUAGUCGUAGCUCAUCCUGGUUAUCAGAUGUAUGAUGAACACCCUGGGUUUGAAGCUUUGGGAGGUGAUCAUGGAUAUGACAAUAGAUUGGAGCUAAUGAGAGCCAUAUAUUACAGUGUCGGACCUUCGUUUAAAAAAGGAGUUCGUAUCACGGAGUUUGAAUCAAUAAAUGUUUAUCCUCUGAUGUGCUAUCUUCUCGGUCUUGAUCCUGCGACAAACAACGGAACACUGGAUAAAUUAUACUCAAUACUAAAAAAAGACGAAGAAGAACGAAAAUUUGAUAUGAAAAAGACUCUGACUAUUUUAGCCUUUACCUGCUUCGUAUUAUAUACUCUUCUUUGAUACCCAUCUUUAAUUUUGCCAUGUUUUACUUCGCUGUGAUGAACUUUUGAUAUAUAUGCUAAAAUAUUUAUUUGGGUAAAGGCCCAGAUAUAUAUCUUGACUUUAAUGAAGACCAUGCCAACAUUAGUCAUAUAUUACCGAGCGUUUUGAUUUAUCACGCAGGUAUAACUCAAUGGCUUGAGAAAUACUUC